Ipomoea nil (Japanese morning glory) is the source of this 1741-nucleotide messenger RNA. Its product is annotated as sugar transport protein 6-like. The coding region runs from base 31 to 1533 and encodes 500 amino acids. The record is from RefSeq and is a predicted model, not a curated record. Lineage: Eukaryota; Viridiplantae; Streptophyta; Magnoliopsida; Solanales; Convolvulaceae. Gene Ontology annotation, molecular function: monosaccharide transmembrane transporter activity. The transcript has 3 exons. Gene Ontology annotation, cellular component: membrane. Gene Ontology annotation, biological process: monosaccharide transmembrane transport.
UUGAAAAUUUGAGGAAAAAAGAGGUAAAAAAUGACAGCUACUACGGGUAAUGAGGUUUUUGAAUCCAAAAUCACAGCCUAUGUUCUUUCUUGCUGGAUCCUGGCUGCUUUUGGUGGUUUGAUGUUUGGUUAUGAUAUCGGGAUUUCAGGUGGAGUGAGUGGGAUGGAUGAUUUCUUGAUAAAAUUCUUCCCGGCGGUGUAUGAAAAGAAGAAGCGUGCGGUGGAGAAUAAUUAUUGUAAAUUCGACAAUCAGAUGCUUCAGCUCUUCACUUCAUCGUUGUACAUGGCGGCGCUGGUGGCCAGCUUCGGUGCAUCUAAAGCUUGUAAUUUGCUCGGCCGGAAGCCCACCAUUCUCAUGGCGUCUGUCCUCUUCAUCAUCGGCGCCGCUCUCAGCGCUUUUGCUGAGCAUAAAUGGAUUCUCAUCUUGGGUCGCAUCUUCUUUGGUAUCGGUGUCGGGUUUGGGAACGAGACGGUGCCGUUGUUUUUGACGGAGGUGGCGCCGGUGCAACACAGAGGGGCGGUGAAUAUUCUGUUCCAGCUCCUCAUCACGGUCGGGAUAUUUAUUGCAAAUAUUGUGAACUACUUUACGCUGGAGAUGCAUCCUAACGGGUGGAGGGUGUCGCUCGGGCUGGCGGCGGUUCCGGCGGUGAUGCUGGGGCUGGGGAGCCUGGUGAUCAGCGAGACGCCGGCGAGUUUGGUGGAGAGGGGGAAGGUGGAGGAAGGGAGGGUGGCGUUGAAGAAUUUAAGGGGGGUGGAGAAUGUGGAGGCGGAGUUUGAGACGAUCGUGGCGGGAUGCGAGGCGGCGAAGCAGGUGAAGAGGCCGUUUAAGAAGCUGACGAAGAAGUCCGGCCAGCCUCAACUCAUCAUCUCCGUCCUCCUUCAAGUUUUCCAGCAGUUCACCGGCAUCAACGCCGUCAUGUUCUACGCCCCGGUUCUUUUCCAGACCAUGGGGUUCAAGGCCAAUGGGUCCCUCCUCUCCUCCAUCAUCACCGGGCUAGUCAACGUCCUGGCCACCUUCGUCUCCAUCUACACCGUCGACAAGGCGGGGCGGCGGAAGCUCCUCCUCCAAGGCUGCAUUCAGAUGGUGAUUUCCCAGAUGGCAGUCGGCAUAAUCCUCGCCACCAACCUGAAAACCACCGGCUCCCUAGACAAGACCCUCUCUACCGUGGUAGUGAUUCUCAUCUGCCUAUACGUGAUGGCGUUCGCCUGGUCGUGGGGGCCGCUGUGUUGGCUAAUCCCCAGCGAAAUCUUCCCGCUGGAGACCAGAACGGCGGGGUUCGCGUUCGCCGUCAGCACCAAUAUGCUCUGCACCUUCAUCAUCGCUCAAGCCUUCUUGUCAAUGAUGUGCGGGAUGCAAGCUUUCAUCUUCUUCUUCUUCUCGGCGUGGAUAGUGGCGAUGGGGCUGUUCGUGUUCUUCUUCGUGCCGGAGACGAAAGGGGUGCCGGUGGAUUUGAUGGUGGAGAAAGUGUGGAAGCAACACCCUGUGUGGCGGAAGUUCUUUAGGAGCGAUGUUAGGAGCUAUGAAAUGGCUUGAAUUGAAGAUCGAAGAAGAAGAAGACAGAGAUCGAGAUCGGCCAUGCAUGAAGUCCUCUUUCAUUUCUAUGCUUACAAUAAGAUUGCUAUUGUUCAUCCUAGCUAUGAGCGAUAAUAUUCAAUUUGGACGGAGCAUUAAAAUAAAAUUUGGUCCCUUGUCAUUGUAAUUGCCUUUCAAUCAAUUUUCAUACUCUGUUAAAAUCCCUGUU